AUCUCAACCAACCAUCGUCAACUUCACCAUCUACGCAAUCAGAGUGGCAUGGAAAUGUUAGACCGCCACGAUGCCUUACAUCGAUGACGGAUUUGAGGCGCUCUUAGAGCCAUUUUACAAUGGCAAGAAGUUGACAGACCCCAUUUCUACUGUGGAGGACAAGAAUCAACUACUUCCCGCAUUCUUGAAGGUGAAGGGUUUGGUGAAACAACAUAUUGAUUCAUACAACUUCUUCGUCGACCAUGAGAUUAAGGAAAUCGUCAAAGCAAACCGCACGCUCAGAAGCGAUGUCGAUAGCAGCUUCUGGAUUGAGUUUAUCGACAUCCGAGUCGUGUCGCCGGAUCGCUCUGACUUCAGCGAAUUUAGAAUCGAAAAUGAGAUCACCCCUAUGGAAUGUCGCCUGCGCGACAUGACAUAUUCUGCUAAGAUCCUCGUCGAUAUUGCAUAUACUCGUGAGAAGCAGAAGAUCAUUCGACGAAAUGUUGAGUUGGCACGCAUGCCUGUAAUGUUGCGAAGCAACAAAUGCCGACUACACGGUGCUAACAACGCCCGGAUGGAACUUAUGAACGAAUGCCCGCUCGAUCCCGGUGGAUACUUCAUCAUCAACGGGACGGAAAAGGUUAUUCUUGUCCAGGAGCAGUUAAGCAAGAACAGAGUCAUCGUAGAAUCCGACGAGAAGAAUAGUAUCAUCACGGCUUCUGUGACCAGUUCUACCCACGAAAGAAAGUCGAAGACGUAUGUUACUCUAAAGAAGGAACGCAUCGUUCUUCAACAUAACGUUCUUGUUGAGGCUAUACCCAUAGUCAUCAUCCUCAAGGCUCUCGGUGGUCUUACCGACUUUGAGAUUAUGCAGCUGGUUGCUGGUUCUGACUCCCGAUUUCAGGAUGAUUUCGGAGUUAAUUUCGAGGAAGCCACUAGGGUUGGUGUCUUUACUCAGCACCAGGCGUUAGAUUAUAUCGGCGCACGAGUAAAAAUGGGAGGUAGAGGAAAACAGCCAGGGGGUCCUCCAACUGCUCGGCGAAGUACGAUUGAAGAAGGCCUUGACGCCCUCGCGAACCUCAUCAUUGCCCAUAUCCCAGUCGAGGGUCUAGAUUUCUAUCCCAAAGCUAUCUACAUAGCACUUAUGGCUCGUCGAGUGCUUAUGGCGCAUUACAAUCCUAAACUCGUCGACGACCGAGACUUCGUUGGCAACAAGAGACUAGAAUUGGCUGGACAACUUUUGUCUUUGCUUUUUGAGGAUUUAUUCAAGAAUUUCAUGUACCAACUGAAAUUGACCGUUGAGAACUCUCUAAGGAAGCAGAAUCGUGCUAUUGCCAUCGAUCCUCUGGUCCAAGUUGGUGCUCAGGGGAAGCAUAUUACCGAAGGCAUGAAUCGCGCAAUCCAAACCGGAAAUUGGAGCGUCAAGCGAUUCAAGAUGGACCGUGCCGGUGUUACACACGUUCUCAGCCGUCUCAGUUAUAUCAGCGCCCUCGGAAUGAUGACUCGUAUAAGCAGUCAAUUUGAAAAGACGAGAAAAGUCAGCGGUCCUCGUGCUUUGCAGCCGUCACAAUGGGGUAUGCUUUGUACCUCCGACACGCCUGAAGGUGAAGCAUGUGGCUUGAUCAAAAAUUUGGCUCUCAUGACACAUAUUACGACUAAUGUAGAGGAAGACCCAGUCAAAAGAUGGGCGUUUACACUAGACUCUGGAGUUGAACCUCUUCAAUACUUCACUGGGUCCGAGAUGCAUAGGAAAGGUACCUACAUUGUCUAUAUAAACGGUACACCCUUUGCUCUAGCUCGAUACCCGAAGCGGUUUGCAGCUAAAUUUCGUACCAUGAGACGUCGGGGAUGGAUAUCUCCAUUCGUCGGUAUCAACGUCAACGCUAACCUAUCAGCUGUUCAUAUUGCAACAGAUGAGGGGCGCAUCUGCCGACCGUAUAUCAUCGUGAAAAACGGCGAAGCGAAAAUUAAGGAAAGCCAUUUGAGACUACUACAGGCUGGCAAAGCUACAUUCGAUGACUUUCUGAAGCAAGGUAUCGUUGAAUAUCUCGAUGUCAAUGAAGAAAACGAUACAUUGGUAGCGCUCUAUGAAAAGGACAUCACAAAAAUGACGACACACGUUGAGAUUGAGCCAUUCACAAUCCUUGGAGCCGUGGCCGGCUUGAUCCCAUUCCCGCACCACAACCAGUCUCCUAGAAACACAUAUCAAUGCGCUAUGGGUAAGCAAGCCAUCGGAGCUAUUGCUUACAAUCAAUUCAACCGCAUCGACACCCUCCUAUACACUAUGGUCUAUCCUCAACGACCGAUGGUCAUCACUAAGACCAUCGAGCUCAUUCACUACGACAAAUUGCCUGCGGGGCAGAACGCAACUGUCGUCGUCAUGUCCUAUUCAGGUUACGAUAUUGAAGAUGCCUUAGUUCUCAACAAAGCAUCUUGUGAUCGCGGGUUUGGACGAGUUCAGGUGUUCCGAAAGUACACGGCUGAUCUUCAGAAGUACGCUAACGGAAGCCGCGAGAGAAUUGGCGACAAGGACGCGACACAGGCAAAGAAUGUUGCCCUAGGUGAUGACGGGUUGGCUGACGUAGGAUGCCAGGUUCACAGCGGAGAAGUUCUCAUCAGGAAGGAGACUCCUAUUGACGUGAACCCGGUAGUCGGAGUUGGAGCUAAAAAGGCUCAAGAGUAUCGCGAAACGUCGUUGUCGUAUCGACUUCCGGAUCCGGCAUAUAUCGACAAAGUCAUGGUUACCCAAACGGAGAGAGAUACACAACUUAUCAAGGUCCAAACUAGACAAACUAGAAGACCUGAAUUGGGAGACAAAUUCUCUUCUAGGCACGGUCAGAAAGGUGUUGUUGGGAUCAUUGUGGAUCAAGAGGAUUUACCAUUUUCAGAUACAGGUCUUGUGCCUGACAUUAUCAUGAACCCUCACGGUUUCCCGUCUCGUAUGACAGUCGGCAAAUUGCUCGAAUGCUUGACGGGCAAGGCUUCGGUUGUUAGGGGACAUAAGGAAUACGGAUAUGGCGACGCUUUUAGGUCGCAUCCCCUGGAGCAUAUGAGCAGAGAGUUGGUCAAUGCAGGAUUCUCUUGGGAAGGAAAAGAUUAUUUUACGUCUGGAAUCACAGGCGAACCACUUCAAGCUUAUAUCUUCAACGGACCUAUCUACUACCAGCGACUGAAGCAUAUGGUACAAGAUAAGAUGCAUUCCCGUUCUCGUGGUCCACGAGCCAUCCUCACUCGCCAGCCAACGGAAGGUCGAUCAAGAGAUGGUGGUCUUCGUCUUGGAGAAAUGGAACGUGAUUGCUUAAUCGCAUAUGGUGCCUCCCAGCUUCUUCUCGAACGUCUGAUGAUAAGUUCGGACGCAACUGAUAUUGAUAUCUGCGAGCGUUGCGGUUUAUUUGGGUACAAGGGAUAUUGUAGCACCUGUCGAAGCAGCCGGGAGGUUGCUCGUAUGACUAUGCCGUAUGCUGCGAAGCUUCUUAUUCAAGAACUCAUCAGCAUGAACGUCGGCGUGCGGUUACAGUUGGAGGAUGAAUUUCCGCAUCCGAGAUAAUGUGGUGGAGAGAGGACUGACUGGAUGAUGUGAUGUGAGAUUUGCAUUGGGCGGCGCAACUUUUUGCUGUGCAUUUUGCUUCUGCAUUGGGACAAGGAAAAGUAUGGCAUCUGCGUAAUACUUAGGUACGCAGUUAAGAUUGAUUUGCGACUGGGAAUCGAUAUAGCAUCUGAAGAACGUAAUGUGUACAAUCAAUACCCAAGACGUUUAUGAGAUACUCCGGAUGGAC
Messenger RNA from Annulohypoxylon maeteangense, 3755 nucleotides. Its product is annotated as beta and beta-prime subunits of DNA dependent RNA-polymerase. Gene Ontology annotation, cellular component: RNA polymerase III complex. NCBI's taxonomy places the organism in Eukaryota, Fungi, Ascomycota, Sordariomycetes, Xylariales, Hypoxylaceae. The transcript has 3 exons. Gene Ontology annotation, biological process: DNA-templated transcription. The coding region runs from base 71 to 3526 and encodes 1151 amino acids. Gene Ontology annotation, molecular function: DNA-directed RNA polymerase activity; DNA binding; ribonucleoside binding. The record is from RefSeq and is a predicted model, not a curated record.